Messenger RNA from Dama dama (fallow deer), 3557 nucleotides. It is a transcript of the gene FAM219A, whose product is annotated as family with sequence similarity 219 member A. Bases 292 to 849 code for a protein of 185 amino acids. The transcript is spliced from 6 exons. The record is from RefSeq and is a predicted model, not a curated record. Lineage: Eukaryota; Metazoa; Chordata; Mammalia; Artiodactyla; Cervidae.
UCACCGCAGUGGCUGAGCUGCUGACAGGAGGCGGCGGCGGAGGAGGAGGCGAGGCGAGACCUGCGGCUUUGCCGGGCCACUGACGCUGUAGCGCUCGGCAAGCCGACGGAGCCACGCCGGCCUCAGCCCGCCUGCAGAUCUCCUGCCCCGCGCCCAACCCUCCGUCUGCCCGACUGGUCCGGGGCGGCCUAGUCUGCACCACCCACCCGGCACCUGGGGCCGCCGCCCCGCGCGGUCCCCGUCGGCGUCCCCGGCCGCGCCCGGCCCCCGGCCCGCUCGCCCGCCGGCACCAUGAUGGAGGAGAUCGACCGGUUCCAGGUGCCCACCGCGCACUCGGAGAUGCAGCCGCUGGACCCAGCCGCCGCCUCCAUCUCAGACGGAGACUGUGACGCCCGGGAGGGUGAGUCAGUAGCCAUGAAUUACAAACCAUCCCCGCUCCAAGUGAAGCUGGAGAAGCAGCGGGAGCUGGCCCGGAAGGGCUCCCUGAAGAACGGCAGCAUGGGCAGUCCCGUCAACCAGCAACCCAAGAAGAACAACGUCAUGGCCCGGACAAGGCUGGUCGUCCCGAAUAAAGGCUACUCCUCGCUUGACCAGAGCCCGGAUGAGAAGCCACUGGUAGCCCUUGACACAGACAGUGAUGAUGACUUUGACAUGUCCAGAUACUCCUCCUCUGGCUACUCCUCCGCUGAGCAGAUCAACCAAGAUUUGAACAUCCAGCUGCUGAAGGACGGCUACCGGUUAGAUGAGAUCCCCGACGACGAGGACCUGGACCUCAUUCCCCCCAAGUCCGUGAACCCCACCUGCAUGUGCUGCCAGGCCACGUCCUCCACCGCCUGCCACAUCCAGUAGCGGGCGGGGCCGCUGCGGCCGCCGGGGUGGGGCCACCAGGGGCCAGCUUGGACCGGGCAGGGGCCAACCCCUCCCCUGCUCGUCCACCAGCCCCCCGGGGCCCCGCGCCCCCUACAGCCGCCAACCUCGUAACAGUCAUUGCUUCCUCCUAUGGUAGGACGUGUACCUCUGUGUGUUCAUGGAGCCGGAGAAACCAAAACCAGGUCUCUCUCCACCCCCGGGGGCUAAGGAGGGGAGGGCUGUUUGUUCAGUUACUUGGGGGACCUUGCCCAGCAUCCUGCCCCCUCCCCGAAGCCACUGUCUGGUGGAGGAAAGGGGUGACUGGACUUCGUGGAGGCUAACAGUAAUGAGUAAGGGGCAGGAUCACAAAGCCAGGGGUUUGGCUCCACCCCAGUGAAGCCAGGAACCCCCAGCACCAGCCAAGGAAAGGGGCUGGGAGGAGAAAGGCCCAGGCCAACAGGGUCAGGGCCCAGCCCCACAGAGCCGCCUCCACAUGCUCCCUUGCUGGCCCACGUACCAUUUGCAUUUCUCCCCUCAUCUCCAGAUGGGAAGUCUGGCAAAGCUGCCCAGUGGGAUAUUGUCCCCCAUCCAUCAGAUCACUGCCAUCUUCCUCCACUUUGCCCCAUUCACCUCCUUCCUUGCUGUCUGGAUUGCGUGGUGGGUGAGGUGGGCCUUAGAGACAGCCAGAGUUUAGAUGGUAUGAUCCGUCCUCACCUGCCCCUAACUAACACAUCUAUCUCUCUGCACCCCUUCCGCUGCCCCCCACAUUUCUGUUCUGUUCAUCUGUCCUGGGUUGGAAGCAGGAGGUAAGGCUGGCCUCGAAUGCCCCAUUGUGGUCUUACUCUAGCACAAGAUCCUAGAGGCUGCUUCCCAGGAAGACUCUUCAAGAAAGCAAGCCUGGGAGAAUACAGUGGCAGCAGGUGUAUGGUAGGGAUGGCUUGGCAGAAUGUGUGCGCACCUGGGGCUGUCAGAGUGUGUGUCUACAUCUCUGGGUUGGGCCUGUCUCUCUAGAUGACUGCGGUGACCAUGGUGGGGAAAUGACUGUGUGACCUGUUAACAGUGUGAGGCCGCUCAGCAGUUCAGUGGACUGACAGCCCUGGGCGGGGGUCAGAAGUCUGAGUUCUGGCCCUCGCUCGGGCAUGCUUCCUCUCACCUCCAACAAGCCAGUUAUGUUCUCUGGCCUUCUGUUUCCUACACAGCAUAGUGAGCAGCAUCUGAAAUUAUUUUGAAGGUUAUUUCAAACCUGAAGAAAUUUCUUCAUAGGAAUUUCCUUGGAGGUGGACAGGGAGGUCUCUGGUGUCUUCGAGUAUACCUGGGGUCUUCCUGAGCUGCAUGUCUGUGUGGAGAAAAAAGGGGGAAGUUCCUAUGGGACCUGUGUAUGUCUGAAUACAUGUGGGUCUUUGGGGGAAUGUGCAUGUGUGUGUCUGUGAAUGUAUUUGUGUAUGUGGAUAUCUAUUGUGUGUGUAGCUGUACCUGUGUGUGUAGCUGUAUCUAUGGGGUGUGUGAGAGUCAGAAUGUAUGUAUCUACUGCUGCUUCUGCCACUGUUACUCAUUGGUGGAGGGGUGGGGGUGGUAGCCAGAAAAGCUGAGGAUGAAAAUCAAGAGGGAGGAGGGGACCAAGGCCCUCCCCUGGGCCUGGGCAAUACAGACCUGCCCCCAGGUGAAGAAAAGCGAAAGCACAGAUGGCCUCCACCCGCUCAGGUCUCUGCUCCUUGAACCCCAUAUCCCAGGGCCAUUCCUCAGGCCGACCCCAUCCCGCACAUGCUGGCCAGUCCUCUCUGAUACAUACCACUCACAUGCUGCAAGUGUGCCCAGGCCACACCCACAGCCCAGCCCCUGGCUGCUAUCCCGGGAGGCUGGAAAGGGGAGAGGGCAGAGAGGAGAGAGAGCAAGGCUGCUGGCUUAGGAGGGGUAUCACUUCUCCCUGCACCACACCCAGGGGCUACCAGCUCCCCUCAACUUCUCCAACCCAACCCCACCUCCUCUUAGUUCAGGGAGGAAAUGCCAAAGGGAAGCAAAGGACAGAGAAGUCAGCUGCAGGACUCACAUGGCCCAGACUGGUCCCCACCUGAGCCCAUUGCUCCCACCCUGAUCAGCAGACCCACCCCCUGUCAUCUGGGCACCAGAGCCAUGCCUCCUGCCACCACCACCCCGGGCUCCUUGACUCACCCUUCAAGAACACGGGUACCUCCUCUUUUCUAGGCAGGGCGCCCACCAGGGCUCAUUUAGACGGCGGCCUUUGCUGCUGACGUGCUAUGUGACUCUGGCCCACUGCGCAACCUCUCUGGCCCUGAGGAACAAGGGAAAGGCUCCCUCCCCACAGGACAGACCUAAUCCCCUGGCAGACAGGGGCCUCUCGCUGAGGCCAUGUGGUGGAGAGAAGUAGGAAGCUGGUGGCUAGCACCCUCUGGGUGUGGGGAGUGCGCAGUUCCCUCCUUCCUACCCAGGAGGCUGGAGGGGAGAACGGAGGCCUUGGCUUGCCCUGCCGCCCUCCCCCUGUAGAUACUGCCUUAACGCUCCCUGCCCUCAGCACUGGCUGCCACUCAGCCCGGUUUCUCCGUGCUCACUAAUUUAUUUCCAGGAAGGUGUGUGGAAGACAUGAGCCGUGUAUAAUAUUUUUUUUAACAUUUCCAUCGCAGUAUUGACCAUCAUCCUUGGUUGUGUAUCGUGUAACACAAAUAAUGAUAUUAAAAGCAUCAAACAAGCUA